AUGAGCAACGAGGAGUCAUGGAUCCUAUUCAUAGCGGGCCCCGCUGGAUCAGGCAAGAGUUCUGUUGCCAAUUUUCUCGCUUCAACUUUACAAGCUCGCUUCAUAGAGGGCGAUGAUCUUCAUCCAAAAGCCAACAUCGACAAAAUGCAUAGAGGAGAACCGUUGACUGACUCAGAUCGUCAGGGGUGGUUUGAAGCAAUUAACGAGCAAGCUUCAGCCUAUAACAAGCAACGGCUGCAGCGCCAUCAUCUCAUAAUCACAUGCUCCGCUCUGAAACGAGCCCACAGAGAUAUUCUGAGAGAAAGCUGCCAACGAGCCGGGUACUCUCUUGUACAUUUCUUCUUUCUUGACGCGCCGGAGUCUGAAUUGCGCCGGAGAACAGAGGCCAGAAAAAACCACUUUGUAAAGUCAAAUCUUGUCCACAGCCAAUUCGAGGUGUUAGAGCGCCCGAGGAUCAAUGAGUACGAUGCUACGAUAAUUAGUGUAGUACCGCCGUUAGAUGAAGUGCAGAGUGAAGCACUAAAGGUAGCAGCUCAGCUUGUUAAGAAAGAGUCAUAA
This is a messenger RNA of Trichoderma virens Gv29-8, 558 nucleotides long. RefSeq lists its product as uncharacterized. The transcript has 2 exons. The record is from RefSeq and is a predicted model, not a curated record. Gene Ontology annotation, molecular function: gluconokinase activity. Gene Ontology annotation, cellular component: cytoplasm. Bases 1 to 558 code for a protein of 185 amino acids. Lineage: Eukaryota; Fungi; Ascomycota; Sordariomycetes; Hypocreales; Hypocreaceae.